UUAAGGAAAUGAAAACAUAACAAGCCAUGCCAUGAAUAUACUAACUAACUCUGAUGAAAACCAAAGAUUGGAAACAUGAUAAGAAAAAGAAUAAGUAGCGUUCCCAACAUCGAAACGCUCAAACAAAUCCAUGCUUUGAUCAUCAUUAACGGUUCCAACAACGUUUUAUUGCUCAGAAAACUUGUCUUAACAACAUCCACCUCACUCGUUGGUCUUACUGCAACUUCAACUGUCACAAAUUAUGCACACCAACUGUUUGCUCAAAUCCCCCAACCAGACACGUUCAUGUUUAACACCAUGAUUCGUGGUUCCUCUCAGAGUCCUAAUCCGAUAAGAGCUAUCUCAUUGUAUUCUCAAAUGCACCAAUGUUCAGUGAAGCCUGAUAACUACACUUUCCCUUUUGUACUUAAGGCGUGUACUAAGCUUUUUUGGGUUUAUACUGGUUCAGCGGUUCAUGGUCGGGUUUUGAGGUUUGGGUUUUGUUCGAACACGGUUGUGAGGAAUGCCCUUUUGGUUUUUCAUGCUAAAUGUGGUGACUUGAAUGUUGCAACUUCACUUUUUGAUGAUUCUUGUAAGGAUGAUGUGGUUGCUUGGUCUUCACUCGUUUCUGGGUAUGCGAAACGCGGUGAUUUGAAGUUUGCGCGUGAGUUGUUUGAUGAAAUGCCUGAUAGAGAUUUGGUAGCGUGGAAUGUGAUGAUUACUGGGUAUGCUAAGCAAGGGGAGAUGGAGAAUGCAAGGUUGCUUUUUGAUGAGGCUCCGGUUAAAGAUGUUGUUAGUUGGAACGCGAUGAUUGCGGGUUAUGUUGUUUGUCAGUUGAACAAACAAGCGUUGGAGUUGUUUGAUGAAAUGAGUAAAGCUGGGGUUUGGCCGGAUGAGGUGACAUUGUUGAGUUUGUUAUCAGCUUGUGCUGAUUUGGGUGAUUCGGAAAUUGGUCAAAAAGUACAUGCCAAGGUUAUGGAGAUUAGUAUGGGAAAGUUGAGCACGUUGUUGGGGAAUGCACUCAUUGAUAUGUAUGCUAAAUGCGGAAAGAUUCAAGAAGCGCUUCAUGUGUUUUGGUCAAUAAAAGAUAAAGAUGUGAUCUCAUGGAACUCGAUCAUUGUUGGAUUGGCUUUUCAUGGAGGUGGUAAGGAAUCACUUAGUCUCUUUAAGGCGAUGUUGAGGACUAAGAUUUGUCCAAAUGAUAGCACAUUUGUUGGUGUUUUGGCAGCUUGUAGUCAUGCUGGAAAAAUUGACGAGGGUUAUAAAUAUUUUGAUAUCAUGAGAAGUGAAUAUAAGAUUGAGCCAAACAUUAGGCAUUGUGGUUGUAUGGUAGACAUGUUAGGACGCGCUGGACUUCUAAAGGAAGCAGUUAAGUUCAUCGACUCCAUGAAAAUUGAACCUAAUGCAAUUGUUUGGAGGACUCUUCUUAGUGCUUGUAAGGUUCAUGGAGAUGUUGAGUUGGCAAAAGAGGUCAAUGAGAAGCUGCUUAGAAUGAGAAAGGACGAGAGUGGUGACUACGUACUCAUGUCAAACUUAUAUGCUUCACGAGGCGAGUGGGAUGGGGUUCAGAAGGUAAGGAAGUUAAUGGACGACAGCGGUGUGACAAAAAGUCGUGGGUUUAGCUUAGUUGAAGCAUGUAAUUGAUGAACAUCGGUUGGUUGUUGAUGCAACUGUGAUUUUUAAAUUAGUUGUAGUGCCAAUUACAAUUGUCACAAUUUUGAAAUUGUAGAAAAUUAGAAAAUAAAUACAUUUAAUGUUGCUAUAAUUGCAGCCACAAUGUAACUGAAGAGAUCCCUGUCAUGCUAACCAAUUGAUGUCUACAGAUUAAUGAGAGUUCUUAGACCGUUUUUAUAGUCA
Molecule: messenger RNA, 1836 nt
Organism: Trifolium pratense (red clover)
Lineage: Eukaryota; Viridiplantae; Streptophyta; Magnoliopsida; Fabales; Fabaceae
Product: pentatricopeptide repeat-containing protein At5g15300
Exons: 1
Coding region: 76-1623 (515 amino acids)
Biological process (GO): RNA modification
Molecular function (GO): protein binding; RNA binding
Source: RefSeq, a predicted model, not a curated record